GACUUAAAAGGGAGAUGACCCUAGCUAGUUGAUGCCACUGUUUACCUCCCAAGAGCAGAGGAAGGGGACCCAACGCUCGGCAAAAGGACUCAAGGCCUGCCACUAAGGCAGUCCGCUAGGAAGCGUGCAGACGGGAGACCGGGACCCCUGGGAGCGUCCGGGCACCCCACCACCAUGUGCGAGCUGUACAGCAAGCAGGACACUCUGGCGUUGAGGAGGAAGCACAUCGGGCCCUCCUGCAAAGUCUUCUUUGCUGCAGAUCCCCUUAAAAUAGUGCGCGCCCAGCGACAGUACCUGUUUGAUGAAAAAGGUGAACAGUAUUUGGACUGCAUCAACAACGUCGCCCAUGUGGGACACUGUCACCCAGAAGUGGUCAGAGCGGCCCUGAAGCAGAUGGAAGUGCUAAAUACAAAUUCUCGAUUCCUUCAUGACAACAUCGUGGAAUAUGCCAAGCGCCUUUCUGCGACCUUGCCAGAGAAACUCUCUGUUUGUUACUUUACAAAUUCAGGAUCUGAAGCCAAUGACUUAGCCUUACGCCUGGCUCGGCAGUUCCGGGGCCACCAAGAUGUGAUCACGCUUGACCAUGCUUACCAUGGUCACCUAUCAUCUUUAAUUGAGAUCAGUCCAUAUAAAUAUGGACAGGGCACAGAUGUCAAGAAAGAAUUUGUGCAUGUGGCACCAACUCCAGAUACUUACAGAGGAAAAUAUAGAGAAGACCAUGCAGACCCAGCCAGCGCUUAUGCAGAUGAAGUGAAGAAAAUUAUUGAUGAAGCUCAUAAAAGUGGAAGGAAGAUUGCUGCCUUUAUUGCCGAAUCCAUGCAGAGUUGUGGUGGACAAAUAAUCCCUCCAGCAGGCUACUUCCAGAAAGUGACAGAAUAUGUUCACAAAGCAGGAGGUGUGUUUAUAGCUGAUGAAGUUCAGGUUGGUUUUGGACGAGUUGGGAAACAUUUCUGGAGCUUCCAAAUGCACGGUGAAGACUGUGUUCCAGACAUCGUCACGAUGGGAAAACCAAUGGGCAAUGGCCACCCAGUGGCAUGUGUGGUAACAACCAAAGAAAUUGCAGAAGCCUUCAGCAGCUCUGGGAUGGAGUAUUUCAAUACGUAUGGAGGAAAUCCAGUAUCUUCUGCUAUUGGUUUGGCUGUCCUGGAUGUGAUUGAAAACGAAGACCUUCAAGGAAAUGCCAUGAGAGUGGGGAGUUACCUUAUUGAGUUACUGAAUAAGCAGAAGGCUAAGCACCCUUUGAUAGGAGAUGUCAGGGGAAUUGGCCUUUUUAUCGGAAUUGACUUAGUGAAGGACCAGCAGAGAAGGACCCCCGCCACAGCCGAAGCUCAGCACAUUAUCUACAAGAUGAAAGAAAAGCAAGUGCUUCUCAGCGCCGAUGGACCUCAUAGAAAUGUACUUAAAAUAAAACCACCUAUGUGUUUCACUGAAGAAGACGCCGAGUUUUUGGUGGACCAACUCGAUGGGAUUCUAACAGUUUUAGAAGAAGCCAUCGGAGCCAAAACUGAGAGUGUGACGGACUCUGAGAAUACACCAUGCAGAACAAAGAUGCCUAAGGAACCACACUUGGAAUUGCUCAGUGGGGGAUCCCCGGACCAGAAAGCAAAUCCCAAGCAGAAGAAAAAUGGACUGUGCGCAGAUAAACAUUCACUGCUCAGUAAGCGGCUCAAGACAUGAGACAUUAGUGUUUUAAAGCAAGAUAAAUAUCCUGAGUUAUGAAAGGAAGUAUCCUCUUAACAGCUCUCUGUACUCCUUAAAGGUAGAAUUUGCAUUCCAUAUAGCUUUGUCAAUAAAAAAGCAUAAAUGAGUAGUAAGAAUAAACCAACUGAUGACUAAGCCAUGUCAAAAUUAUUAGUUUAGCCCUCAGCCUGUUAAUUCCUGACUUGAACUUCCUGAAUGUACUUAAUUUAUUCUACUAAAUUUAAGCUUUAAGUUGAAUAUUAUGUUGGAAGUUUUACUUUUCAUGUUUUAAUGUCUGAAAUAAGGGAGCAAAGUACAACAGGUUCCUUAACUUAGGAGACCUUGUGCCUUAAAAUAUGAAUUCUAUAAUGAUUCCUUUGGUAUACAUUUAUGGACUAUAAUAAAAUAAAAGAUAAUGUACACCAAA
Phyllostomus hastatus (greater spear-nosed bat) is the source of this 2107-nucleotide messenger RNA. RefSeq names its product ethanolamine-phosphate phospho-lyase (gene ETNPPL). The transcript is spliced from 13 exons. Lineage: Eukaryota; Metazoa; Chordata; Mammalia; Chiroptera; Phyllostomidae. Bases 175 to 1677 code for a protein of 500 amino acids. Gene Ontology annotation, molecular function: ethanolamine-phosphate phospho-lyase activity; pyridoxal phosphate binding; transaminase activity. Gene Ontology annotation, cellular component: mitochondrion. The record is from RefSeq and is a predicted model, not a curated record.